CCUCUCUAUCCCACUGUAGUGCAGAGUUGCCCGACUGACACGCUAUUCGCAAUGUCUCCAGCUACAGUGAGGACUCUCCUGUGUCUUCUCCUCACACUCAUUGCUUUAAUUCUAGGAGUGGCAGGCCUUCGUCCACUAAAGCCAACGAAUGUGAAACUGACUGUCAUAGAUGAGGGUCUUCAGGUCACAUGGGAGCCUCCCGAGGAGCUGGACUCGAGCCCGGUGGACUGGUACAAUAUUGGCUACGGCACGUCCAUGAAAGCCCUGCGCUUCGUUAAAGUGGACAAAGAUGAGCGCUCACGGGUGCUGGAGGAUGUAGAGCCCGGGGUUCUGCACUUUUUGAAGAUGACAGCUGAGAACGCUGAUGGAAUGAGCAAGCCGGUCUACAAAGCAGAGACACCUAAAGCUAAAAGCCAGGAGAGGAGAAGACCCGCCGAGGAAAUCCGGGAGAGGCUGGACUCCCCGCGCAACGUUGCAUUGGGCAGUAACCGUGGUUACCUCCUGGGCUUGGCACAGAGCGACCACAGAUUGCUCGACAAGCCUCGGCCUCUGGGCCGGCGCAGCCAACGGCCUCACCAGCUUGCCUCUGAGUCCGUGUAUGUGGUAUCACUGCAGGCACAGAAUGCACCCCGGCAGAGUUCGUCCGCCUAUAGCGCUGUCAUGACCAAAAAAAAACUUGCAGAACCCGAGGAGCUGCCUGAAGUCAAGGACAUAACCGUCAGGGUGAAUUCCGCACAGUCUGUCAUGGUGUCCUGGGUGGACCCUGCCACCGAGAGGGAGAGGAGCAGUGAUGACAGCAGGGAAUGGCUGUACACAGUGAGGUACCGGGAAAAGGGAGAGUCGGCCCGCUGGGAUUACAAAGAGACCCCUCAGCGCCGCCUGCUGGUGGACGGCCUGUAUGCGGACAACAUGUAUGAGUUCUCCGUCAGGAUCUCGGAAGGACUCAGGCAUGGGCCCUGGAGCGCCUCUGUCUUCCAAAGGACCCCCGAAUCUGCUCCCACUGGUCCACCUACAAACUUCCAUGUUAAGCCAUUCAGAGGAAAAGGAACAGCUGUCACGGCAACCUGGGAGCCACCGGAGGAGCCCAAUGGGAGAAUACGAGAAUACAUCCUCACAUACGCCCCUGCUCUCAAGCCGUUCGGAGCCAAGUCCAUCACCUAUCCUGGAAGUCAGACGUCUGCCAACAUCGAUGGCCUGCAGCCAGGGAACAGCUACAUUUUUAAGAUCCGCGCUGUAAACCGGAGGGGACAAGGUCCUUCAACUAAAGCUUUCAGUAUCGCUAUGCCAGGAACCAGUGCUGUCGUGUCGUCUCAAAAGACGAAAAGCCAAGAGGAUGACAGAAGCAGUCACCUCUCCUCCAGGACCUCAAAACAGAGUUCUAAAGAUUCCAAAGAUGGCGGUCUUCAGUCCACAGAGGACACUGAUGAACCUGCACCUUAUUCUCCUAAAACAGUAAACCCCAUGGCAAGAAGAAGCCGUCCACUAUCCCAGUCCAGGUCUUACCAUAGUGUGUUUUCAUCUGCAAGAUCCCUUGUGCGCAAUGGGGCUGCCGGUUCAAAUUCUCCUUUGCAAGACAAACGUGACCAAAACAACAAAGACCAUACAUCGCACAAAGAAUCAUCUGAUGAGCUUGACGAGGAUUUGGAUGAGGAGGAUACUGAAAACAGGGAACAAACAGUGACCCAGAACAAUGAUAAGAGCAGCAGUAAGAAUUCUGCUUAUGGCGCGGAUACAAGCCCUCAUGACACUUCUCCAUCAAGAAGUCACGCAACACCUGUGAAGCUGUGGCCUGGUUCCGUUCCCAGAGUACCAUUUCAUACACGCAUUAUCCCUGCUAGUUCCCAAACAAUUAGCAUGGAGUCAGUAAAACCCAGAAGACCAUUACCUACACCUACCAGAAAGAGCACCACCCACGAUGCCAGUCCUGAGCCUAAGACAGAACGUGUCGGUACAUCCUCCCCAUCUUCAAACAACCAGGAUGUUUCUCUCACUAGAAAGGACAACACAGCAAACGCUCAUCCUGACAAGGAGUCACUCCAGAUUACUCCAAACCAGGAAACUUCUUCAAAACUAAAUCAAGCACCUUCAAUACAGACCCAAGGAGGCAACCAUCAAACAGGUUCUGGGCUUGUCCUUAGCAGAAGAAAACCCUUCGGUCCGAUGCGAAAUACAUCAAGAGUUUUUCAUGGACAACGUAAACCUAUAUCGUCCUCAGCUGUAUCUCAGUCUACCCUGCCAACUGGAAUUCAGAAUCCUCAGAGUAGUUCUCAUGCUUUAAUAAGAAAUGAUGUCAAAGUGGAAGGAAACAAUCAGGAUUACAAAGAUACAAAGGGUGUGAUUAAGGAUGAACGGCCAACUGCAGCAUCUCAUGCAUCCACUUCACAUGCUUUAUCUUCACCUGUUUCCAAAGAUGGAAAAGAUGGACAAGAAAGCAGGACCAAGGAAUAUAACUAUGGUUCAUAUCCAUCUUCAAGGACUAAUUCUGGCACUAGCAUGGGACGAGGUUAUAGAUUGGGGGUAAGCAACAGGACAUUACCCAGAGUCCCAUCAAGCAGAGACAAGUCAGCUCCUUCAGUUGGAGCUAACAGACCUGUCUUGAAGGAAACUUCAUCACAUUCAGGUAUUUCUGUGCCACACCAGACUUCAGAUUUGCUCCCAUCAAAGCAUCUUUCAACCUCUGGUGCCUCAAAACCAUCUUUUCCUAACUGGAGCUCUGUUUUAAGUGGUUCUGCUAAUUCUGUUAAGUCACCUUCUUCCAGGGGGAAUACAGACUCUAGUGAUUCAACGACGAAAAAAUCUGGAUCAGAGAAUAGCAAUGACAAUAGUGAUAAUGUCCAUCAUGGUAACAAGGAGACUUCUGAAAAAAAUUACAAAAUUACUACAACAUCAGCCCCUCAGUCAACUACCUCAGCUGCAAGCAAAGCUAGCAGACCACAGUCAAAUGACAAUGAGAGUAUAGACAGAAACUCAAGUCCUAGAAAAGCAUCUUCCAGUGUUCCACUGUUGCCUCGGCGACCUUUAGUAGGCCCGAAUGGACGAUUUCGAUCGACUCUGCUACAAAACCGUCAGCUCAGUCUUAGGCUUCCAACUAGGUUACUUCCUUCACAGCAUACACAGUCUGGAACCAUUAGUGAGUCGUCACGGUUGCCUUCAUCUUCUGGAACUGGUGCGUCUUCCCACCUGAUGUCCUCUCAGUCACCUCAUUCAGCCUCCAGGCAAACAUCUAGUGAAGGUGCAGGACCAUCAUCAGUAGCAAAGCAGUCUCAGCCAUCAGAUACAUCAUUGCGUCAACCCAUUCCAGGGACGAGAUUGCGUUAUCCCAGUCGAAUGGAUAUUAGUUCACGGGGGAAAAAAAAUGGCAAUGAACAAGGUAAAAAUGGAAGACCGAAUCUUACAGUUGCAAAUGGGAAAGAUGCUCCUACUUCAGAUAACAGCAACAAACCAGGUGGCCAGCGCAUUAUCACGGGUCCAGAAGGAACAAAAUGGAUAGUAGACCUGAACAAAGGACUCCUGAUGAAUGAAAAUGGACAAAUUCUACAGGACUCCGAAGGCCGACCUCAUAGAGUGGUUCUUGGAGAAGACGGACAAACUAUUUUCGAUUCCCAAGGCAGCCCGUUGGUGAACCAGGAAGGACUUGCCCUGUUCGGACAUGGGAGAGACAGCAGGCCAGUUGUCAAUCCUAAAGAUAAGAUGCUGACAUUGGGUGGAAAGCCUCUAAUUGGUCUGGACCGUCCGAAGCUGAGAACGACCACAGUAAAAACCACUACAACGGAAUUAACAACCCUUCCAACUACUACUGAGAUGACUACAGUGGAACCUACAAUGAAACUGACAGUGGAACCUACAACUCUAGCAGUACACCCAACGUGUCCUCCUGGAACUUAUUCCAAGUCAGAUGCCAGAGGGCUUCCCCUGCUGGAUGCGGACGGUAUACUCAACUGUUAUCCUGAAGAGGGUCCGUCUGGGAUGGAUGUGGAUGCCGUGCUAACGGUGCCUGUGUCGACCCACAGGCCUGGCACUUUAGCUGUAGUGGAAGAAGACUUUGUCGUGCAGACCACACUGGCCUCAACAACAGCAGCUCCAGUGAUUCAGCCAGCGACCAAGCCGCUCAGCUCCGGUCCCUCAUCCACGUUUGAUGCUGCUGGGAAUGAGCGCUUCACUGCGCCCUAUGUGAGUUACAUCCGUAAGGAUCCUGGAGCUCCCUGUUCCCUGACUGAGGCUCUGGAAUACGUGCAGGUGGAUGUCCUGGAGAACCUGCUCGCUAUGGACAACCAGGCACACAACCUCCCACCCAGGAACAAGCCCCACAACAUCACUGUAGUAGCUAUGGAAGGAUGCCAUUCCUUUGUCAUCCUGGACUGGGCACGUCCUCUAAAGGAUGACAUGGUGUCAGGAUACAUGGUGUACAGCGCAUCCUAUGAUGAUGUUCUGAGUAACAGGUGGUCUUCUAUGACAUCAACUGGAACCCAUCUUCCAGUGGAGAACCUCAAGCCAAAUUCAAGGUAUUACUUCAAAGUGCAAGCAAAAAAUAUAUUUGGAAUGGGCCCGAUCAGUGACACGUUAACAUACGUUACCGAGUCAGAUGAUCCAUUGCUCAUAGAAAGACCUCCUGGUGGGGAGCCCAUCUGGAUCCCCUUCAGCUUCAAGUACAACACAGCGCAGAGCACCUGCAAAGGAAGCCAAUUCGUGAAGCGUACGUGGUACAGGAAGUUUGUCGGGGUCGUCCUGUGCAACUCGCUGCGGUACAAAAUUUUCAUGGGAGAAGGACUGAAAGACACCUUCUACAGUAUAGGUGACACGUUUGGCUUUGGUGAGGACCACUGCCAGUUCGUCGAUUCCUACCUGGAGGGCCGGACUGGGCCACACAGCCUCUCUGAGUUCCUUCCGACCACGCAAGGUUUCUACCGUUCCUACCGCCAGGAGCCAGUGCGCUUCGGCCCCAUCGGUCAGCGCACCCCUCACACUUUCGUGGGCUGGUAUGAGUGUGGCGUCCCCAUCCCCGGGAAGUGGUAACGGUAUCAAGAAGCGGAGAGGCGUGCGGAUGGAGUUGUGCUUAGUUCUGCCCAGGUCUCUCCCAUGGAAUCCGACGAACUGUCACAGGCUAUGGCAAGCAAACAUAUACUGCUUUAAGUAUAAUUAAGAGAAUAUAGUACUUAAAAAAAUACUAACAAUCUUAUGUAGUCUUUACCAUGCACUUUUAAGCAGUCUGUAUAUGAGGAAAAGCAUGUGUGCUUGGCCCAAAAUAAUUUGUCCCUGGAUAUAAAAUUUCCAUCCUUGUUCCCAGUAGAUCACAACGGCACAGUAAAUAACCAACAUUCAAAAACAUUGUCAGCAGGCUAACGGAAAGUGAGUAAUAUGCAGUUUAUUUGCUGUAAAUUCAAGAAAUAAGACGAAAUUAAGCUAACCGUAAUACAUUGUAUAAUUUACACUACUCACUCCCAUUGCUGAAAGACAGGCUUGCAGGUGAUUUUGUAUACUAAUUGUUUUAGGUCCAUUGAAAAUAGGGUUAAAGGUAUUUGUUGAACAAAAUCAGGGAACGUUAAGACAAUAGCUCAGGAAUGGCAGGAUAUUCAACAAGCAUCACGGAACCACUGAAACCUGUUAAUGCCUUUCAAUGAUGUACAGUGGAACUUAUUUUAAAUGUAUAUUUUCAACAGAUAACAAAAUCAGCCAUUGACAAUGACAAAUAAAGUCCACCUCAAAAUAUUUUUACAAUCCCUUGACGUAUCGUUCUAGAUUUUCUAUAUAUUGUGGUUUUUAUUUCAUUUGCAUAAGGAUAAAUCAAUGGAUUUUCAGUUCAAUACUUAUAUGAUGCAUUAAAAUUUUUGAAUAUUUCAA
This is a messenger RNA of Brienomyrus brachyistius, 5838 nucleotides long. RefSeq names its product fibronectin type III domain containing 1 (gene fndc1). The coding region runs from base 52 to 5013 and encodes 1653 amino acids. The transcript has 22 exons. Lineage: Eukaryota; Metazoa; Chordata; Actinopteri; Osteoglossiformes; Mormyridae. The record is from RefSeq and is a predicted model, not a curated record. Gene Ontology annotation, molecular function: protein binding.